UGGAGUGACUUUCUUCUUCUUUGAGAGUAACCAUGGAGAGUUUUGGCUACAGCUUAUAAUUCUAAUCGAAAGUCUUUACUUUUUUAGGAGUAAUUUCUCAUCAAACAAUUUAAAAGAAGCAGAGGCUAAGAAAGCUGCUGCCUUGUUAGCUGUGGAGGAUUUGCGAGUCGCAGUUGUGAGAGGAAAUACUGCUGCUGUUCAAAAAUAUCUGGACAAUGGAAUUGAUGUAGAUGUUCAGCUCAAAUCAGGAUGGACUCCAUUGAUGCUAGCUGCUAGUUUAGCCUUGCCAGAUAUGGUGGAACUUCUUGCUAAUAAAGGGGCUAAUGUAAACUUCCAGAAAGAGAUGUACACUGUUCUGAUGGCAGUAUGUGCUGUUCCUGGGAACAAGCCAGAGGACCAGGUCCUGACAUGUGUGGAGUUGUUGGUGGAAAGGAAUGCCAGAGUCAAUGUAUAUGACAAAUUUCGAAUGUCGCCCCUGAUGUAUGCUGCAAGGGAAGGAAGAGUUACAGUCUGUGAAGUACUACUGGAUCAUGACGCAGAGAUUAACAAACAGGACAUGCGAGGCUGGACGUCCUUGUCAUGGGCUGCUAAUCGAGGUCAUGGUAGAGUUGUGCGCAUUUUAUUGGAGCAUGGAGCAGACCCUAAGAUAUACUCUAAUGAUGGCCAGGUACCAAGUGAUCUUGCCUACUCCAGUGAGCAUCAUCGGGUUGCAGAUAUGCUUUCUUUAGCUGCAAGUGGGAAGCAGCUGCCCAGUGAAGUGGCUCCACAACCAGUAGCAUCUUCAAAAGUUCAUGUAAGCGAGGAUAGCUCCAGUUCAAUGAGGUAUAAUGACCUUGAAAUGUUCUUGUGUGGCCUGGAGUUGACACAUUUAUUGCCAGUAUUUCAGGAACACAAGAUGACUUUUGAGGAAUUCCUUAAUCUGACUGAAAAGGAGCUUGACCAGAUGGGAAUUACUCAAGUGGGUGUGCGAACAAAGAUAUUAGAUUCCAUAAGAGAAGUUCACAAGAAGGAGUGGGAUGUGUCCAGCUUACAGUCAAAGGAAAAACAUAUUUUAAGUGCCUCAGAAGUGACAGUCAUUUUGGCCAAUGUGUCAAGACAUUUGGCAUUUGUCAGGAGCAGUGUUUCAUAUGUACAGAAACACUUAAAUACCAUAAAAGAACCUCUGGAAUUUGUGCAGGAUGUUACAGAAGCUGAGGGAAUGGAAAUGUACUCUAAGGAGGCUGUGGACACUGUUGAAAGUUUAAAUGAAGAACUCAACACUGUGAAGACAAGAAUUUCCAAGAUCAAGUGUAAGGUGUUCAACACAAGUCCAGACCUGAUAACUGAUGAGAAACCACAAGGAACCCAAUCUUCUCUAAGAAGUGGCUCUUUACUUGUGGCAGGAGUGGCAAUUGUUGCACUGGGUGCAUUUUUGUUUCACAAGGCACAGCAUUCGACAUAAAGUUCAGUACAUUGAUGACUCAACAUCAUGGUGUAUUGUACAGGCUGUUGCUAUCUUUUAUUGCUCUGCUUCAUUUUGAUCAAGUGGCUGGUUCCACCUCAACUUUCUUGUAUGUGGAGAUUCACACAGUUCACCAGUAGAAUGUUACUUAACCCUUUAACUCCCAAGAUCUAAUUGUGAAUUCUCCCCUGUAGCUGCUACACAUCUCCUUGUAAAUUAGUUUUGAGAACUUGGUGCCGGAUCAAGAUAGCA
Molecule: messenger RNA, 1693 nt
Organism: Pocillopora damicornis (cauliflower coral)
Lineage: Eukaryota; Metazoa; Cnidaria; Anthozoa; Scleractinia; Pocilloporidae
Product: ankyrin repeat, SAM and basic leucine zipper domain-containing protein 1
Cellular component (GO): pi-body
Molecular function (GO): protein binding
Source: RefSeq, a predicted model, not a curated record